This is a messenger RNA of Acanthaster planci (crown-of-thorns starfish), 2155 nucleotides long. RefSeq lists its product as uncharacterized. Lineage: Eukaryota; Metazoa; Echinodermata; Asteroidea; Valvatida; Acanthasteridae. The record is from RefSeq and is a predicted model, not a curated record.
GGUGCAUAUUAGUGUGCAGUGUUGAGCGCCGUUGCUUCUUUCACCAGUGUUUCGGGUGUAGGAGAUAUCGGAGUUGCAAAAAAAAGUUUUGCAAGUGAAUAUUACUGAAACAAUUCUACAAGCGUCGGUUAUCACCACCUCUGCUGGACUCAUGAGACCAGAGGCGGGAACGAGAUCAACCCUGCUGUUGUGUGCCAUCGUCAUCUGUGCUUUCUUGAUUUGCGUACAAACCGAUCCAGGUGUAGAGCCUUGGGAAAACUGUGAAGAUGACUCUGGUGAAGAAAGCGGCUCGUGUACAUCCUUCCUCUGCAAGAAAAAAAAAAGCUCGGGCUCAAAAUACGAAUGCAGUGGCGAUAUUUCAUGCCGAUCAUGCCGAUUGGAUGGCAGUGAAGACUUCUUCAAGUGUGAGAAACUACCCUCUUGGUGUUCUAUGAAAUCACCAGAAAGAAACAAGAAUGAUGAAAAUAAUGAGGACGAGCAAUCAGACCCAGGUUCUUCUCAGUUGUCUACGACUCCCUCGACACCACCGACGCGUCGUUGCGAUUGUGAAGCUCUCAACACUGCUACCGCAGUCCUCGGUACCGUCUUGUCCCUUGUUCUGCUCGUGACUAUCGUCCUGGUGUUUCUCUGGCAAAUACGUUUACGGAAUUCUCGAGAGUUGCCAACUGUUGAAGAUGAGGGGGUUGCACUGGGUCCUAGAACCACAAUGACACCGUUAGCUGAACCACCGUCAGCGCCUAGAUCCAGACUAGAAUACUCGUACGCCUACGAUCACCACUACUAUUCCGAGAUAGGCAAUGCAGAGAGUGGAGAGAGCAACAGCCGCAACAGAGAAGAUGGGCCAGGCAAUUACAAGUCACCUCGCAGAAAGGCGGCUACUGCGGCUUGUAACGAACACGACAGCACUGCUUCUAAGAAAAAUGGUGAGAGCGGGACAGGCACGAAAGAUACACGCGUUGUUGUCGGGGUUGAUAGGCUGGCGACUGGCUCGUCUCCCUCGUACCCAAAACGUGGAGGCCACUUGUAUUUCCAGGUAAUGCCUACUCGGGAGUCGCCGCCGCAAAUCGAUCAGUCGUAUGACAAGGUUGCAAGGCGAAAACGCACCGACGGUCGAGACCGAGACACUGUCGACCCUUUCCUGUACGAUCAUCUCCAGUUUAGUAAGUCGCAGAGGAGCAGGCGCCUAACGCUGUAAUAACAGUAGUUUAUAGCGGCAUUGUCAGUGCCACUAAACAGCCUUCAACAAAACGGAUGUAGCGUUCCCUCGGUUUUGUCUCACAGUAUAUAGGCCUAUACUGAGAGGAAAAGUUUGGCUGAUGUGGAAUCCAGUCGCAAACUAGAACAAUCCGCUUUUGAUCUUUUUUCCGAUAUGUUGAGAUAUCGAGAAUUUUUCAGGAACUGGGAAAACUAUCAGUUCAUGUAUUUCACAUAAAACCCAAAACUCCGCACAGUAUCUGAAGUUAUGGAAUUUCACUCUUUUUUUUAAUGUAAUAGAAAAAGAUGGUCAGGCGGCCAAGACAGGCAGUACCUGCUAUCUUGAUUGUCCGACCAAUUAUCCUAAUGACCAAUGAAAUCCUUUCAUCAAAUACACCUGUAAUUCUGAUAUGAAUGAGAGAGUUUGGGUGUCUAAUCCCAGACUUAAACAAAAAAGGGAGCUUUUAACUUUUAAGACAACAUGAUAUCAUGAUAUCUUAUUAUAAAAACAGUAGGCCGUCCUGUAUGUAGCUUAAUUUGAACUAAACAUGGGCUUUCUGACGGUAUAGUAAAACGUGGAUUCCAGAUAUUCGUUGGUUGUUUUAGCAUCCGACAUGGCAAAACCAUUUUGGAGAAAAGCUGGAUGAUAUUUGAAGAUUUUUUAAAAAACAUUUUUAAAGGACUUUUGGAAUUAGUAAAAUGUUUACCUUAUAUUAAAAUUCCGAUGGAAACACGAUAAUAUUUUCUCUUCGUCAAUCAAGACAUUUAAAGGGUAUUGUAUAAAUUAAUUGCAAAAAAGUUGAAACAGUUGCACUUAAAUUCCCACGUAUUGUCAUAACGAAAGAGAAAGUGAUCUUUUUCAAGCGAUUUGUACUUUCUGAGGAGGAAUACGGGCGAUUCACAACAGUGCGCCUCCAAGAGUUUGCAACGCGCAAUUUGUCGACCCUUUCCAAACGCCCAU